AUGUUCCGAAUUCUUGAAUCGCAAGCUCCGGCCAAACAAACGGCAACGGACACAAUCGAUGUCCUCAGCGGCCGACUACAGAACGCAACGCUGUUGGAGGAUCGACGGGCCGCAAUCCAGGGACUUCGAAGCUUUGCAAAGCUCUAUCCAGCGUCGGUUGCGUCGGGUGGCCUCCGAUCCCUGAUCGGCUGCCUACACAAUGAUCAUGAGGAUGUGGACACCAUCAAAGUGGUCCUCGAGACCCUGUUGAUGCUGUUCACUCCCGACGAGAAAAGUCCUGAAGCUUCAGAUGAGAUUGUACUCUGGUUGGCGGAUGAAUUUACUCAGCGACAAGACAAUAUCACGACCUUACUGGAUCUCCUUGAGGCCCGCGAUUUCUAUUCCCGUCUUUAUUCACUCCAAUUGAUGUCUCAUAUUUGUGGCGCGAGACCAGAACGAACUCAAGAGUGCAUUUUCACCGCACCAUUGGGCAUUUCGAGAUUAGUCAAUGUGCUUACCGAUAUCAGAGAACCUGUCCGGAAUGAGGCCCUCAUCCUCCUGAUCGCAUUGACCCCCGCCUCGGAAGAGCUACAGAAGCUUGUCGCUUUUGAAAACGCCUUUGAAAUCAUAUUCUCUUUAGUCGAGGCGGAAGGCUCAUUGACUCACGGCACAGAAGUAGUCGAGGAUUGUCUUUCCUUGCUCGCUCACCUGUUGAGGUACAAUGUGUCUAACCAAUCCUUCUUCCGCGAGACGGGAUGUGUAAAGAAAUUGACAACCCUUCUCGCUGAAUGCCAAGUGGAACCAGAAGGAGAAGAUCUUCCUCCACAGUGGUCUUUGGUCUAUCGGGAUAAGAAUGUUUGGGGCCUCUUAGCUAUCAUUCAACUAUUCUUGAUCCGUGGCGGUGUCGGGACGCCCAUGAACCAGACCUCGUUCUGGCAGAAUGGUGUUACGGAGCAGGUCUUGAGCAUAGCAUUUGGCCAGAAAUUCAGCGUUAACGUUACGUCUAAGGCUCUCGCAACCUGUGCGGAUCUGAUUCGUGGAAAUCCACCAUUGCAGGAGAGGUUUGGUGAUAUCGAGAUUAUUUGGGGAUCCCGGUCAAAAGGCGAGACAGAAUCGAAUGGCCAUACCGAACCGGAAAGAAUCAAUGUGAUCGAGGCCUUUUUGAAACUCAGCCUACAACCCUCUCCUAACAGCAUGUUGGAUGCACGUCUUGCAGCCUGUGAAUGUAUGAAGGCAUUCUUUGCCCACCACCCUGGAAUUCGAAUGCAUGUUCUCAAACGUGCGAUUGAGGGUCAUAUCAGUGGACAGGAUCGAAUUCCCAACAUUUUAUCAGUCUUACUGACUCCCCCUGAGUCUCGGGGAAAUGCUGAUCCGUAUCAAGUCUGGAUGGCGUGCGUUCUAAUGUUCCAUCUGAUCUUGGACGAUACCGAAGCGAAGGCCACGGCUAUGGGGGUUACAGAGGGAGAUGCUGAGAGCGGCGAAGAAGUUGUCACAAGUGUUCAGUUAGUAGUCGGGAACUUGAUCACUGGUUUACAACGCGGAGACGACGAAAGAAUUACUGUCGGCUACUUGAUGUUACUCUGUGGCUGGCUGUUCGAAGACCUUGAUGUUGUAAACGACUUCCUCGGCGAAGGCAGCAGCAUUCAGACGCUCUUGCAAGAAAUCAAACACCAAAGAACGCCCAGCAAACUGGUGCCCGGGCUCUGUACGGUUUUGUUGGGCAUAAUCUACGAGUUCUCCACCAAAGACUCUCCUAUACCCAGAGUUACCCUGCAUAAGCUACUCCUUGAGCAACUUGGAAGGGAGCAAUACAUCGACAAGAUUACAAAGCUGAGAGAGUGUCCUUUGGUGCGCGAUUUCGAGGUCCUGCCACAGAAUUCUGCGGGCCAGGUGGAAGGCUUGCCAGAGGUGUUCUUCGAUCGAUCCUUCGUCGAGUUUCUCAAAGACAAUUUCAGCCGGCUAAUUCGAGCUAUCGAUCGUGAGCCAGGCUUCGAAAUUUCUAUCGUUGCUAAUGGUGUUGAAAAGGGCGUUUCGCGAGAUCUUGUGGACUCUUUGCGUGCAGAGCUUGAAGAUCGGAGCCAGAGCAUUCAAAAGCUAGAGUCCAGCCUUAUUGACAUCCAACGGAGACUUGAUCAAGAGCAUCUGGACCAUCGGAAGACGAAAGAGUCAAGUUCACAUGAGCUUGCUAAAAUUCAGCAUCAUCAUCAGUCUCUCCAGGGCUCACAUGAGCAAGUGUUGUCGAAGUUGGAAGAGCAGCAUAAGCAAUCCAAAAACGAGCUCCUCAAGCAACAUGGUGAACAGCUCCGCGCCAUUGAUAACCAGCUGAAGCAAGCCUCAGCUGAGUAUGAAAGAAAGAGCACAAAAGUGCGCGAGCACCACGAAAAGGAGGUUGCUGGCCUGCAAAAGACCAUUCGUGGAAUGGAGUCAGAGCUUUCCAAGGUUCGUGAACAACAUGGAGGCGAGGUUGCGGCCCUGAAAAAGACAAUCCAGGAUCUGGAGUCCGACAUUAGUCAGUCCAAGGGAGCUAGCGCAAAGCAGGUAGCAGAUCUCCGUCAGAAGCUUCAGACCCUCGAAUCUACUUUCGCUUCCACCAAAAGUCAGCACGAGAGCGAAGUCGCCAGCUUCAAGACUACAAUUGCUACUCUGGAGUCGAGUCUGGGCGCUGCUCAGGAAAGACAUGAAACCGAGAGUGCCGAACUCAAAAAAUCUGUGGAAGUCGUCAAAAAUGACCUUGAAAAAGCCCAUGAGAAAUAUAGUCAGGAUCUUGAAACAGCCAAUGAAGGAUUCACAUCCAAGUUCUCUACGCUGGAGAAACGCGCUGUCGAGGCUGAGCGCCAGACAAAGGAAGCAGAGUCACAAGCCAAGGCUGCCGCUGAGGCGCUCAAAGAACUUCAAAUCAAACUCGAAAAGGCUCAGGCCGAAGCCAAGGAGAAGGAGGAAGCACGACAAGCAAUUCAAUCAGAACUUGAUGACCUCUUAAUCGUCUUCGGCGAUUUAGAGGCCAAGAGGGCCGAAGAUAAAAAACGUCUCAAGGACCUUGGCCAAGAAGUGUCUGAAGCAGAGGAUGAAGAUGACGAAGAUGAGAACGAAGAUGAAGAGUAG
This is a messenger RNA of Penicillium macrosclerotiorum, 3081 nucleotides long. RefSeq lists its product as uncharacterized. The transcript has 5 exons. NCBI's taxonomy places the organism in Eukaryota, Fungi, Ascomycota, Eurotiomycetes, Eurotiales, Aspergillaceae. Bases 1 to 3081 code for a protein of 1026 amino acids. Gene Ontology annotation, cellular component: Golgi membrane; cytoplasm; endoplasmic reticulum. Gene Ontology annotation, biological process: intracellular protein transport; vesicle fusion with Golgi apparatus; transcytosis. The record is from RefSeq and is a predicted model, not a curated record.